This is a messenger RNA of Lodderomyces oxycetoniae, 663 nucleotides long. RefSeq lists its product as uncharacterized. The record is from RefSeq and is a predicted model, not a curated record. The transcript has a single exon. Lineage: Eukaryota; Fungi; Ascomycota; Pichiomycetes; Serinales; Debaryomycetaceae. The coding region runs from base 1 to 663 and encodes 220 amino acids. Gene Ontology annotation, cellular component: membrane; cytoplasm.
AUGAGUUUGCCGUUGACCAAGGAGACGAUAAAUCUUAGUGAGCUAGAAAAAUCACCUUCGACAGUCCCAACGUUUGCUUCGUUUGAUGUUGAUACGCGUAAUAGGUACACUUUACAUCCAAGCUCGAAACAUAUGCUAAAGAGGUUAUAUGGAGCUUUAUUUAUUGAGGCGGCUAUAUCAUUGACCUUAUACUAUCACUAUUUGGAAAUCAGUGCGAUUAAUCCUAUGCUAGCACCAACAUUAUUGGGAUGCUUUUCUGGAGCAUUGGCACAAUCAAUAAAUCAGCUUUUCAAAAAGAAAUUCACAUUGAAUAAAAUCUUUAAAUUUAUGCUAUGGGGCAGUAUAAAUGGUUAUUUUACAGUUGCAUGGAUCAACAUCUUGAUUGUUAACGUAGACAAGUUGGUUUAUAGGAUACUAAUUGACCAAGUUGUAGGAGCACCUAUUUUUCAGUUAAUUUUCAAUAUCUUGAAUACAUUAUGGGAUCAAGGAGAGUUGUUUUCAAAAACUACAAAAAAUGCAUACUUCAAAUCACUAAAAUACAGCUAUUGUUAUUGGCCAUUUUUCAGUAUAUUACUGUUUAUGCUCAUUCCAGAGGCGGCCAUGUUUCCAUGCAAUUGUCUAGCCAACUUGGUGUGGAAUUUGAUUUUGAGCAAACUAGCAUAG